GAUGGCGCCGGAGUAAGCCGACCGCUUUUCCCGUCUCUUCCUUCCGAAUUCCGGAACGAGGGACGACGACGUUUUAUUAUUACUUCCGGCGGCCCACCGCGCAUUAGUACGCCGUUUACCUACGGAAAAAGGAAAAUUUAAAACGGUGGCCGAGUAACCGCCGAGAGGGGGCGCCACGGACGGCGGGAGAGACGUGGCGGCCAGGCGGAAGAAGGAAGAUUUCGUCUUUGGUCGGUUGGAAGUUAUCGGGAGAUCGUUGGACGGGGAGGGGGACCCCGGGCAGAAAAGAGGCGAAGGAAGGAGGGUCCCGCAUGCAUAUUUCCGUCGACGUCCGGCCGGGCGGUCGGACGGCCCGCGUCUUGCUGCUGUUGUCGUGGUGCGUGGCGGGGACGGCACCCGGCUCCGGAAACGCCACCGCGGAUCCAGAGAAAUGCAAGACUCGCUUUCUGUACGGAUCGAAGGGAACGAUUUCCAGUCCCGGAUAUCCGGACUCCUACUCCAACCACACCUCCUGCGACUGGUACAUUUUCGGCAAACCCGGACAAGUCGUCACCAUCAGUUUCGACCAGGUGGACAUAGAGGAGGACCGGUCCUGCGGGAAUCCGCCCUGUUGCAACUACAACUGGUUAAAAAUCGGAUCCAAGUUCAACGCUAAAGGAAGAAGGUACUGCGGACAGAAGGGUACGACGCCGCCCCCUUUCUUCUCCGUCGGCAGUCGAGUCUGGAUCAAAUUUCACGUGUCCAACGUGGCCAGAGGCGGCAGGGGAUUUCGGCUUUCCUACAUCAUAAGUUCCAAGCGGGCGGAGUCUUGCGGGGAAGACGAAUUUCACUGUUCCGAUUCCGGCUGCAUCCUGAGUCGGUGGCGGUGUAACCGCUUCAACGAGUGCAGGGACGGCUCCGACGAGAGGUUCUGUCCGGACAAAUGUCCGGACGACUUUCUCCGCUGCCGCUCGGGCGCCGGCUGUUACUCGGCCGAGGGACACUGCGACGGAAAGGCCGACUGCCCGGACCUGAGCGACGAACUGGACUGCGCCUUCUGCGGCCGGAACCGGGUCCGCUGCGGACCGGGCUCCCUGCGGUGUUACCAUCCCUCCGCCCAGAGAUGCGACAGGGUGACGGACUGCGAGAACGGAGAGGACGAGAAGGGUUGCUUCGGCUGCGGAGACAAGAUGGCCUGUUCUUCCGGAAGGGGCUGCUACUCCGGGGUGCAGCGGUGCAACGGGGUGGCCGAGUGCGGCGACGACUCCGACGAGAUCAACUGCGGACCCGAGCGCUGCAAGUCGGACGGGGGAGGCUUCCUGUGCGCCAACGGACGCUGCAUCCGAGAGAUUUGGAAGUGCGACCGGACGGACGACUGCGGCGACGGCUCCGACGAACGAAACUGUAAGCCACUUCGUCCCCCGCCCGGCGGUGGGCGGCCCCCGGGCUUCCUUUCCAAAUACGCGGAUAUUCCCGUCCGGGGACCGCCCCCCGCUGCUUUUCUUCCCGCUUUAGUUACGUUGGGCGGAAGCGUCGGUAGCCGAGGCCUUCUUCCUCCGGCGGAGGAAAGUCGUCGGCCGUUUUUGUCCGGCGCCCGAGGAAGUUGUUUGGUCCGCGGACUACUUGUUCCUUUUCUUUGCAGGUCUGAAGAACAGCGUGGUGUCGGCAGCGGUGAUGGGUUCUCUGGUGUGCGGCCUGCUGCUGGUGGUGGCCGUGGGCUGCACCUGUCGCCUCUAUUCCCUCAGACUGGUGGAACGUCGCGCCCUCGACCGGGAGACCCAGAUGUCGCGCUUCCUGCCGGAGGCGGUCCAUCCCGAACCGCCACCUUCCUACGCCUCUUCGGUGGGCUGGUACGGCCCCCGCCCUCCCGGCCGCCGGGUUCCGCCUCCGCCUCCUUCGGGAAGAAGGGCCGGGUCGGGGCGGCGCCGGCCCCGUCCCGCCUCUCCGCCCGGCCACCCGGGCAGGGAAGAGGAAGGGGCUUCGGUUCUGGCCGGUCACCCCGCCCGCCGGGAGGAGGCCAAGGGUUGUCCCCGCCGCCCGGCCCGGACGGAGGAGGAGGAGGAAGAGGGCGAAACGGCCGACUGGGACUACGGGUCGGAAGACGGACGGCCUCUGAUGGCCGAGAGGUUUUGAGGUUAUUUAUAGAAGAGAAGCCAUUUUAUAUUUGUAUAUAUUUUAAUAAAGCAGAGUUUAUAUUUAUUUUCUUAUUCCCGAAAGAUUUAUCGAACGGUUCCGUUCUUUCUCCCACCGCCUCUUAAAUUUCCUACCGCCGACGAUUUUUGGAGGCGCGGCGCGGAUCCCGGACGGUUUACGGUAUUUUCGGAAAGAAACGGACCGGAGGAAACCUCAGGGCGUCCGACGGUACGUACCGUACGUUGGGUCGGAGUGAGAGUAAACGGCGCGGCCGCCAUUAGUGCGCGAGUGUUCUACCGGAAACGGCCGGGGCCAAAGAAAAUGCGUGUAGGAUAAUCCGACGUACUU
This is a messenger RNA of Centruroides sculpturatus (bark scorpion), 2460 nucleotides long. Its product is annotated as low-density lipoprotein receptor-related protein 12-like. Bases 312 to 2237 code for a protein of 641 amino acids. The transcript is spliced from 7 exons. The record is from RefSeq and is a predicted model, not a curated record. Lineage: Eukaryota; Metazoa; Arthropoda; Arachnida; Scorpiones; Buthidae. Gene Ontology annotation, cellular component: plasma membrane. Gene Ontology annotation, molecular function: protein binding.